Helianthus annuus (common sunflower) is the source of this 657-nucleotide messenger RNA. RefSeq lists its product as uncharacterized. Lineage: Eukaryota; Viridiplantae; Streptophyta; Magnoliopsida; Asterales; Asteraceae. The coding region runs from base 1 to 657 and encodes 218 amino acids. The transcript has a single exon. The record is from RefSeq and is a predicted model, not a curated record.
AUGAAACGUGCGGUGGAGCAAUAUGCCUGUAGGAACUUUGAGUGCUUAUCGAGCAAGAAUCCUAAACGGGGUUACUCGAAAUGCAUAAAUUGUUUUGAGAUGGAGAAGGAAAAGCUUAAAUGGGUCACAAACACGUCGUUUCCAACUGAUAUCUUGAUCAAAGACGCGUUAAGUGUCAAGCCUGGGGAGAUCAGGAUAGGGCUCGAUUUUGGUAUAGGCACGGGGACAUUUACUGCAAGAAUGAGAGAGCAUAAUGUAACGACGACUUUAAACCUUGGAGCCCCGUUUAACGAAAUGAUAGCGCUUAGAGGUCUGAUUCCUUUGUAUGUGACGUUGAACCAAAGGUUACCGUUCUUUGAUAACACAAUGGAUUUGAUUCACACAACAGGGUUUAUGGAUGGGUGGAUUGAUCUGCAGUUGAUGGAUUUCAUUUUGUUUGAUUGGGACCGGAUCUUGUGGCCGAGCGGGUUGUUGUGGGUCGAUCGGUUUUUCUGCAACCGGAAGGAUUUGGAUGAUUAUAUGUACAUGUUUCUGCAGUUCAGGUACAAGAAACGAAUAAGAAAACUACCGAUAAAUGCCCCUUAUUUUAUACUUGAAAUUACAAAAAUACCCUUUUUGUUAACAUGCAAUAUGGACGGAGUUAGAGGCGGGGAGUGA